AUGGAAAACAACGGAGAGAAAAAGUCAGAUCCGAUUCCAGCCGCAACUUCGGAGCCGAUGACAUCUCCAACUUCUGAGCAGAUUGUUGCUCCAUUUGCUGAAAGCAUUGCAGCCGAUGGGGAACAAAUCCUUGAAGUUAAAGAAUCAGUGACUGUCGAGGAAGUACUGGAAAGCCUCCAGGAAAUGCAAGAGACUGCGGAUCUACUCUUCGGCGCUCAAGACCCUAAUGUUUGUACCUUCCCGGAGGGUUACAAACCUCGACAGACGGUUUUCGCAUGCAUCACGUGUACACCAGCACCACAGAUGGCCGGAGUUUGCUAUGGAUGCUCCUUGAACUGUCAUGAUGGACACGAUAUUGUCGAGCUGUACACAAAACGAAAAUUUCGCUGCGACUGUGGCAAUCCAAAGUUUGGCUCCGAGAAAAAGUGUACUCUGUACGAAGAGAAGCCAAAGGAAAAUGAGUUCAACGUUUACAACCACAACUAUCAUGGUAAAUUCUGCACUUGUGAUGCCUACUACCCUGAUGAUGCUCAUGGUUUCGAACUUUAUCAAUGCGAAAUUUGUGAAGACUGGUACCAUGAUAGUCAUACUCCAAGCAAAUCGAUCAGAUAUGAAACAGAGCAUGAGCCUGAAGAAAAAGAACCAGCAGCUGCGAUAUGUGCUGGUUGCGUCAAGAAAAUUCCAUUUGUAGCUCAUAUUCCAGAAGGGAAAGAUGUAUUCUGUCACUCGAAAAUGACUUUAGAACAACUCAUUGUACCGGAAGAACUCGCAAAUAUGUCAAUAAUGGUUUCGCAUUUCCGCGAGAGAUUGUGCAAGUGCUCCGGUUGUACGCGUGUAUACGAUUUGGCUGACUGUGAAUUCUUGCUCGACGAUGAAGAUGAUAUGGCCACCUUCGAAGACGAAGCGAGGAAGAAAGUUGCUUCAGAACAGAAAACUGAAGGGGAAGAAAUGAGAGAGCUUGUGAAGGAAGUGGGAAUGGACGGUGCUCGUGUAUUUUAUGAAGGUAUCAUAAAAGAUUGA
Molecule: messenger RNA, 1020 nt
Organism: Caenorhabditis briggsae
Lineage: Eukaryota; Metazoa; Nematoda; Chromadorea; Rhabditida; Rhabditidae
Exons: 5
Coding region: 1-1020 (339 amino acids)
Cellular component (GO): cytoplasm
Molecular function (GO): ubiquitin protein ligase activity; zinc ion binding
Source: RefSeq, a predicted model, not a curated record